AUGAGUUCCGUGCAUGCCCACUCUCAUCCGAUAACCGUGCCGUAUCGCACUCGAACGAGAAAACGGCAGGGGUGCAGAGUGGAGGAUUCGAAGCAGCGGAGGUGGAAAGCCGUUUUCGCACGCCCUCGCCUUGUGUGCCAUGCUCCAUCGCCGCCUCGCCUCAUCAUGGCGACGACGAAUGGGACGAGCUUCAAUCUCACUGAUUUCCGAGAGGGUGUUGCGGUGGAGCCGGUGAAUUCUACCUUCUUGAACUCCACAUCCUCAGGAGCAGAGCUAGGACGCACAGUCAUGGACGAUGUGUGGCUUUUGGCACUUCUGUGCCUGGCAAUGCUCCUCGGAUGCUUUGUUGCCGGGACCAUUCCCCUCGUUUUCAGCAUGUCUGAGGAGAAGCUUCAGCUGGUGUCCGUACUUGGAGCUGGUUUAUUGGUGGGCACAGCCUUGAGUGUGAUCAUUCCAGAAGGUGUUAAUUCCCUUUGUGAAGUGCCACACACAAGUAGCCUUCCUUCUGGGGCUAAAAAUGAGCCUGCAUCACAUAAAGGUCUUGAACCUCAUGCCAUCAUUGGAAUGGCUUUAGUCUUUGGCUUCGUCUUCAUGCUCCUGGUGGAUCAGGUUAGCAAUUACUGCAGAACAAGAGGCAAGGACAGUGAUGCACCUAUAUCUGUGACCAAAAGCACAGCCUACACAGCAACCUUGGGACUGGUUGUUCAUGCUGCAGCUGAUGGCAUAGCUUUGGGUGCUGCAGCAUCUACUUCUCACAAAGACACUGAGUUCAUCGUCUUUAUUGCCAUCAUGCUGCAUAAGGCCCCAGCAGCAUUUGGCCUGGUGACAUUCCUACUUCAUGCAGGGAUGGAGAGGAAUAAAAUACGCAAGCACCUGUUUGUCUUCUCACUUGCUGCUCCUCUUCUAGCCAUCAUCACAUACUUUGGAGUUGGGCAGGAGAAGAGAGAGAGCUUCAUGUCUCUGAAUGGGACAGGUUUUGCAAUGCUGUUCAGUGCUGGUACUUUCCUCUAUGUGUCCACAAUCCACGUGCUUCCCGAAGUUUCGCACUUUGAAGGACAUUCCACGGACUCCCGUUCCACAUUGCCAACAACAGAAUCAAAAUCAGAGGCUGGUGGAAACCACAAAGGGUUACGAGGGAAGGAAGUCUUGACCCUCAUUGUGGGUUGCUUACUUCCAUUGUUACUCUCAGUUAAUCAUCAUCACUGAGGAGGGACCUUUUAUGCAUCAUAUAGGGUGUCAAGAAAAUUUUUUUCACCAUCAUAUAUUCCAUGAAUUUAUCCUGCAGGUGAAAUGUGUCUGCUGGAGUAGAAGGGAUUACACCUCAUGGGUUUCAUUGCAUGAAUGGUGGGCCUAGAGACAUUAGAUAUCAGGAAUCUACAGACAAUAUUUUUCCCAGAUAAUUAUUUUUUCUACCUGAAUUUGUUAAUCUUUCUUACUUGUCAACCACUUGUUCAACUUAGAUUUUUAUCACUUCUUGAUGCAUUCUCCAAUCCUUCCUUAAGAGUGACAACACUGGAAUCCCAUAGAUGUAUUCUUUCACCUACUCUGACUACUGGUGUAGCUGAACUUGGACAAUAUCAACAUUCUUGGCUUGCACCAUUGGCCUCAUUUUAGUGACCCAAAAUAAGUUAAACCAUUUAAUUGCUUGCCAUUUCCAAAUAAAAUGAAAUAUUUCAUGCUCAUGUCAGAUGUAAUAUCAUGUCAGAUGUAGAUCUCUUUUGUUCCAUUAAGAUUUACUUAAUUUAAAUCAAUCACAUGUCCCAGAAGCAGUUAAUUUUUCAUGAAUAUUAUGCAAGGUUUUGAAUUCUCAAUAAUAAUUUUGGAAUAUACCUUCUCUUGGAAAUACACUGCUUGCCUGAUCUUUGUCAAGCAAUUCAAUAGGCUGACUUGCAGUGCUUUUCACACUUCUCUAAUUUGUGUUGUCACCUCUUAAAAGUCAGCAGGGUCAUCCUUGACUGUGAUGGUUAAGUGCUGAUUGAGGUCCUUCAUCAGUGAAAUAGAUUAUAUGGCGAAGAAAACGAUGAUUGAAUAGUUCUCAGGCUGUGGGUGAAGCAUGCCAACCCUCUUCAGAAUGAGCAGCAAUUCUAAUGCUAGAUUUGUCACGAAUCACUCAUGUUAGGUGCUAUUCAUAAUAAUAAUUGAAAACAGUUCAUGUAAACUACUAUUGUUUUCUUGUUUUCUGUCUUGUAUUUCCAUAUUCAGAGUUGAUAGUGUGACUGGGAACACAACAUUUCAUACUGCUUGUUUUUCUUCCUGACC
This is a messenger RNA of Darwinula stevensoni, 2259 nucleotides long. The record is from the annotation of a GenBank genome assembly. NCBI's taxonomy places the organism in Eukaryota, Metazoa, Arthropoda, Ostracoda, Podocopida, Darwinulidae.